CCUCCCAGCUAUCAGACAGAGCCGCGCGGGAGGAAGAGAGGAGGGAGUCAGAGUGGGAACUCUGACUCCCAUCAGGCUGAGCCACCACUGGACUCCAUGGAAGUCACCCUCCUGCACCUAAAAGGUAUUCUACUGGGAAAAAUGAAGACUGCUGUGCUAAUUGUGUGUAUUAUUGGCCUGGCCUAUGCAUAUCCAUCAAAACGGGAAAUUAAUAUUUUGGACAACUCGAGCCAUUCAUCACAUCAGGAUUCAUCAUCAAGUGAAAGCAACACUAAAUCUGACUCUUCACAUUCUUCAUCAGAAGAAGUUACCACUGCUCCAAAUGAUGCCGUCACUGAAGGAGAAAGGGGAGAUAAUUUACUGUCCCUUAGAAAACGUGAUUUGGCAGGAAACGCUGGACAGGAUUCAUCCUCAAGUGAAAGCACCUCUGAAUCCACAUCAGAUCCAGACUCUUCACAUUCUUCAUCCGAAGAGGUUACCACUGUUCCAAAUGAAGCUGUUACUGUAGAAGGGGGAGAAAAUGUAUUGAACCUUAAGAAACGUGAUUUGACAGGAAAUGCUGGACAGGAUUCAUCUUCAAGUGAAAGCAACUCUGAAUCUACAUCAGAUCCAGACUCUUCACAUUCUUCAUCCGAAGAGGUUACCACUGCACCAAAUGAAGCCGUUACUGUAGAAGGGGGAGAAAAUGUAUUGAACCUUAAGAAACGUGAUUUGACAGGAAAUGCUGGACAGGAUUCAUCCUCAAGUGAAAGCUACUCUGAAUCUACAUCAGAUCCCGACUCUUCACAUUCUUCAUCCGAAGAGGUUACCACUGCGCCCAGCGAUGCACCUAAUGAGUCAACUGCUUACACUAAUGGAGGAAGAGGGGACAAUUAUUUGAGCCUUGUAAAACGCGAUUUGUCAGGAAAUGGAAAUGCUGGACAGGAUUCUGAAUCAAAUGAAAGCAAUACUAACUCUGAGCCAGAUUCAUCAUCAGAGGAAGUUUCUCCUGCACCCAGUGAAGCUCCUAAUGAUGUACCAGCAGAUGAGUCCACUUUGCUGAUUCUACGGAAACGCGACUUAGGAAAUAAUGGGCAGAAAUCAUCUGGCAGCACCUCUGAAGAUCAGAGUGCCACCACAGAAAGCACAAGCAGCCAGUCCCAGUCACCUGAGAGCUCAGAAGAAGACAGCCAUGAGAGCAGUUCUAACCAACCCCUUCUGCAAGCCAUCCAACAAGCCACAGAAACACCAAACACAUCAGAAGAAAGCUCAGAAGAGAGAACACAAAGCACACCCACUGUUUAAAAUUACAGCCUCUCUGCAUUUCCACAUUAAUCUCUGCUGUCCUCAUCUCUUCUACUAGUGUGAAUGUAUACUGUUCAAUAAUACAUUUAGGGAAUAUGGUCCAUAGGACUCUGCAGAUGUGAACAGAUGUGACAUUAGAGCACAUGCAUUUGUUAGCAGAUCAAAAGGUUCUUCUCUUCUUGCCUGUGUUAACUGCUGGAUUAACUUUGGUUCACAGGAAUCCCCGCUACUCUAGACUGCAUAAGCAGUGCAUACAUGUAUCAUGUUUAAAGUGGACUUCUUUUAAAGAAUUUUCCAUUUUCCCUUUCCAAAGAUGUUCAACAAUUUCCACUUUAGUAUUAGUUAUUUGUAUGACAGGGACAACAGAGAGUUGUCAGGAAUUCAAAGUGAAUUUCAAAUGUAAGGCCAAAAUAGCUGAACUGGGAAAAAAAAAAUCUCCAAGUCAGCUAUAUGCUUUCAAUUCAGCUACUUUGUCCUUAAAUUUGAAACUCACUUUGAAUUUCUGACAAUUCUCACCUUAGUAAAUAACCCUGUCAGUUUCUAUCAACAGAUUAGAACAUGUGACGUGUCAAUAAAAACCAGCCACAUCUAUAAUAACUGAGUAUUUACAAUAGUUUGUUUGCCCGAUACAAAAAAUAAUUGCAUGUACUAUGGCUGAAGGCACCUAUUUGGAUCCUGCGCAGGUCAUGAUACCUUUCGUGAACCAUCCAAUUUUUGAAAUAUUAUUAAUCCAUUCAAUAAACAGAGAUUUGUAGAUUAACAAACAGCAUGCACCAUUAAGGUAUCUCUUGAACUGUAGCAUUUUAAAAUCUGAUUGGCAAAAUUCGGCAAAACUAGCCAAGCUGGGACUAUAGCUGAGUUGGCGUUUUU
This is a messenger RNA of Pelobates fuscus (common spadefoot toad), 2154 nucleotides long. RefSeq lists its product as uncharacterized. The record is from RefSeq and is a predicted model, not a curated record. The coding region runs from base 97 to 1284 and encodes 395 amino acids. The transcript is spliced from 9 exons. Lineage: Eukaryota; Metazoa; Chordata; Amphibia; Anura; Pelobatidae.